Molecule: messenger RNA, 8857 nt
Organism: Seminavis robusta
Lineage: Eukaryota; Bacillariophyta; Bacillariophyceae; Naviculales; Naviculaceae
Source: the annotation of a GenBank genome assembly
AGUAUCUAAAAAAGGCCAAAACUGUCCGAACUCUCGUGAUUGAAUUCCCAAAUCACGUGAGGUUCGUCAGACGGCGGCCGAAGCAGCCCGCAAAAUGGCGGGAGAUGGAUCGAAGCGACCUCGAUCGCCACAUCCUCCAUCAAUUUCAAUUGUCAUUCAUCCUCCCUUGCUAAGCGCUUGGUCUAUCCAUCCAUUCUAGCUCUGGCUAGCUACUGAUAUUGGUGGUAUUGAACAGCCAAGAGAGACUUGGAGUGAGCUUUGCUGGUGUGUUGGCGUGAGAGAGGCGAAAAAAAAUGGCGCCAAGUUCUUCCUCCUCCUCCAGCCAAGCCGAUGAUGAGCAUUGGCAAGGUUCCGAUUAUCCUGUGGACAAUGACAAUGAUGCAAUGGUGUCUCGUGAACAAGCUCAAUUGGAAGAACAAGACUUUCUUCGUCGAAUUGCCGCCAGUUUGGAAGAAGACGAGGGAGAAGAAGAAUCUCGCGUGGAUCCAGACGAAAUAGCGUUUCUGCGUGGAAUCGAGGAGUCCUUGGGCCUACACCAGGCACCUUCUGCCAAUGAAUUUCUGUCCGAGUAUCCGAUUGAUCCUGACGUCGCGAUCAUGCCAGAGCAAGUAGGCAUCAAGAAGAAUCCACCCAUCGAAAUUUUGGAGGACAAGAAGCGAGAAGCCAUCGGAGUCGCUUCGCUGCCAGAGGAUGGAGCCACAACAGCAUCCGCCAGCACCACGGCACCCUUACACAAUCAUCAGAACAUAAGUGCAAAGAUGUCAGUGGCUCCUCCUGUCAAACGACCACGAGGAAGACCUCGAAAAAAUCCACUGCCAUUAGCCACAACCGACAAUCAUUCCAUCGCUUCGUCGACUCCUUCCUCCGUGGCUACAUCCACCAAUGAUCCUCCCAAAAAGAAGCGAGGACGGCCGAGAAAGAGUCCAUUGCCAGAGGAAAAACCGCCACAAGAAGAGCCCAAACGAAAGCGUGGACGUCCUAGAAAGAUACCCGCAAGUGAAGAGAAAGAAGCUCCUCCCAAAAAGCGUGGGCGACCACGAAAAACUCCAGUGGAAGUUUCCCAAUCCCCUCCACAAGACGAGACAACUGUACCUGCUGCUGCUAGUGCAACCACAAUCACUACUGCUACAGAUCCUCCCAAAAAGAAACGGGGACGGCCUCGAAAGCAUCCGUUGCCUCAGCAACAACCACAAGCAACAGCAGCAUCCAUUGCGGCAGCAUCUCAGUCACUCCAACGGUCCAGCAAAAUCCAAUAUUUAGCCACUCCCCAAGACACUAUUUGUUUUCCCAACAUGGUAGACCCCAGCCACUGGAAUGCACACGAUAUUCAACGACAGCUCCGACGCAUCACCACAGUUCCGUGGGAUGCGAGAUCCAGAACACGCGCUACACACAGUCUAGUGCAGGAACUGUCAUCCACCAGUCAAUCAUUAGAAGACUCGUUCAAUUGGGAUUCCGUCGCGGCGGCAGUCCACCAACGAAGCAUCCAAUGGACAGUACGACGAAGCUACAAGGAUAACAAGGAUGUGAAAAUGAUUGUCGUCCGUCAAUCUUGGCCCAAACAACUUUGUACCGUCGAAAUGUUUGAUCGAGACUGUUGGCAGCCAUUUUGCAAACAGGCGCAAUCCAGUGUCAAAUUUUCCACACGACAAAUCAUUGAAGAAGGCAUGUACGAUUUGUCACGGGUCUACGAAUCCCAUCAAGAUUUCGUGCGCGUCACUAUACAGGGACGCAGCGAUGUCGUGGAAGAGUUUCGACAAUUUGCCGACGAGACGAUUCGGACACAUUGGAUGCAAACUGUCGUCAUGGAGCUCUUGAAGGAUCCACAUCAUUUGGAAUUGGAAAUGAAACUGUCCAUUGCGGCGCUCUUGGCGCAUUGGGGUCAAAAUAUCGUUUUAGUGGAAGUGUUGCCAUCCAAAAAGAACACUGCUAGUGGUCGGCGUGUGCCUUGUCUGGGUCUAUGGAUUGACUCGAAUCAGUUGCUGUCUACAACGAACAGUGAAGAAGGAAGAGAUGACGGUCUGUUGGUAGGCUUGCAAGCGUUGUUUGGUGGGUCCAGAGAAGUCUUAGAAAGUCCCCAAUUCCUAGCUGUCAUUACACGAGUCGAUUAUCAGGAUUUCUCGACGCACAAGCAAUGGCAAAAACAACGGGAAAUCCUCCAGUUCACCAAGGAUACUGAUGUGACCGUGACUCUGGCGUUGUGUCCUUCGUUGGGAGGCAAAAUUGCAUUGGACCGCACCGUGGGAGGAGUGCGGCAAGGGAGUCCACAACAACAACAACAAUCACAGUUGCAGCAGUUGCAGCAACAUUACGAGGAAUCUGAAAAGAAAUCAGCGACGGAGCAGCAGCAAAAUGAACGAAAGGAGGAAUCUGAAGAGCAAGCGGCGGAGAAGCAUCAACACGUUUGCGACAACAAGGCAGAAAACCAAACGAAACAGCAGCCAGAAAAGCAGCAUCAGGAACGACUCAAAGGCCCAGACAAUGAAGUGAUGGAACAGAAAAAUGGCGAGCCACCAGUGGGUACGGUCAACAUCGCCGAUGCUGCUGAUGUCACUACCGUAGUUUCCGGUUUGUCGGUGUCGUCCGCUGGCAGUCGCAGUAGUAGUGGCGAAGGAGGAAGUGCCGCGCAGCAGCAACCACAAGAACAACAGCAGAAGGAGAAACGUGAUGAUGCGUACCAAAAGUUCAAGACCAAAUGCGCGGUCGUUUAUGACACGGAGUAUGCACAUAGUGAAAUCGGGUAUCAAUCCGUUAUCUCUCGAAUGUGGAUUCGGCACAAGGCUAUGUUCUCUGAAGAUUGUCAUGAAGAUUGUCCCUGCCUUCUCCGUCUUGAUGAACUCACAACAACGAUUGUACCUCAGUAUCACAAGAAGAAGGGGGAAUUGCCAAGAGGAUUAAAGGACGAAAAAGACUCCCCUGUAGGAUUUGUGAAUCACUUCUUUCCGAAGUUCAAGCCUCUAGUGGUAAAAGAGUUCCCCAAGGAAAAUCCAGGUCAAACUCUGGCUAGGUUGGUCAAGAUGUGGGAGUCGCAUAUUAGGCAGAGAGCUUUUGGUUCUCGAUGCGUCGAGAGUUGCUGCUGUAUCGAAGGUUGGAAGAGAGUGUUUCGUUGUGGAGAUGUUUUCACCAAAGCACCGCCAAAGAAGGAGAAGCCCAAGCAAUUUUCCGAUUUCAAGCUUCCGAGGAAGAGACCCAGGGAGCCGCUGGCCAACCACAACAAAGCCGGUGACGUGAACGAACGGACAACCAAACAACGCUUGGUGCCCAAUCUCCCCCAGCAGCCCAAGAAUCCUACAAACGAGAAGCCCAAAGCAGCGAGGGCCCCGGCUGCUGGCAACGGUUCAAAUCUACGAUCAUACAGCGUGGCUUUCGAUGCGAUUGACUCCCUUGGUUUCCUUUGCGUGACCGGGGAAGUGCAAGGCAGAAAGAUGUGUGUCAUUGCAUCUGUCGCCCCGUCUGGCCAGGCUGCUCAGCUGAGUAAGCUCAUUCAGAAAGGAAGUUGUGUUGAAUCGGUUGAAGUGUCCCAAAACGGUAGAGCUAUGAAAUAUGUCAUCGAAGGUCAUGCGGAUUUGAAGCAGUAUUACGAUCUGGAAAGGAGCAGAAGGUCCGAGCUAAAAGUUUGGUUUACCAACUUGAAUGUCCAGCUUCAGAUUCCUGGUGUCACGGGUGGAUCUGAUGAUUGGGCGAACGGGGGGAAAUGGAAGGUAUCAUCCGUUGAAGGUUGGGCAGGUGGGGCAAGCAUUGCCAAACCACCACCGCCAACACUGGGGCAAGAGAAGGGGCCACCACCAAACGGGCGAAACGGGGGCCAAACGGCCAAUUAUUAUCCCCAUGUAGCAAGACGCCCCGGUACAGAAACUGCGCAGCCAAAACAGGAUGGAAACAGUGUCAACUUGUGCGCUGCACGAGGCCCGAGUUCAGAUACAGCAGCAGCAGCCAUCCCUAAACUUGCAGAGCCCCGAAAACCAAAUCAUCGCAAUGGCUCCAAGCCUUUGUCGAUUUUUCGGGCUCCUGCAGACAAAGGCAUCAGAACUCAAAGUCAGAAAGUCCAGUUCAAAACAGAAGCUCACUUUGAAGAACGAUUCUACCAGCUAGGAAGCGAUCCAACCGAAAUCCAUUUGGUUUGUCCAGACGUUGUGGCUUUUCCGGUCGUACGCUCUCAAGUACACUCUCAAGAAGGCGUAGCCCAUGGCAGCACACAAGGCGACAACGAUCCUCCUGCCACUGAGGCGUCAGUACUCAAAUCCCUAGUCCAAGCUCUUAGAAACAAUAAAAUCGAGGGCCUUCUCGCGGCAUUGGAAACUGGGUUGGUUCGUACAGAUUCUAUUACCAGCAGUGGAGCAAGGUGGCUCGAUUCCGAAUACCAGUAUGCCAAAGAACGUAACCUGCCAUUGGUCAAGACAGUGAUUCGUACUUACAGAACCGCCGACCUUACAAUCACAGCGGCAAAAUGUCUAAAAUCGUGGUGCCGGUAUGAAGUGCGAGUGGAAAAGAUCGUAGGGGUCAAGUUGACCGAAAUUGGGGAGUUACACCCCGAGGCCCAAAGGUUUGAAGGCGUUGUUUCUCAUUAUGUGCACGGCAACCAGCAGAGACUUCAGGGACUUCCACCUAGGGACAUUCCCAUUACUGGUGAGGUGGAGUACCCUGGGAUGCCCGAAGACUUGUACUUGGUAAAUUUCAAUAGAGGGAUCUCGGAAGGCCGCACACUGGUGAUUGAACUCCGAUCUUCCGGAGGUGGGAAGAAGUUUUGCUCGUUAUCGCUGCCCAUUAGAGACAUCAGUGACCGCUGCUAUGUUUAUCACAAAGAGGUUGUGCUCGAGAGGCCAUUUAGCGACAGCUCGGUGUUUCGACGAGGCAUGAAAUUGCGACUGGUUGUCCGCAAAGUUCCUUUAGAGCCCAAUUUCAUUUCUGAAAGACGACGAAGAGCUUGUGCAGAUUUGUCCACAGUUGUGGAAUGGGUUGAUCGAUUCCAGAACGAAAACGCUUGGAAGCAUAGGUUGAGUGCCAACAUUUUGGGACCCAACAACUUUUCAUUGUUGCAUUCAGCUGUGGUGUUCCAAGAGCCAAGGCUUGUGAAGAAGCUCCUUGCCCGCGGAGCAGACCCCACUGCCAGAAGUGACACAGUGGGUUCCGCAGUGGCGUUUGCUAUGAGUAUCAAACAUCACAUUGAAGAGAGCAAGCUGGAAGCUGAGAGGCAAAAGUCAGAAGUGGAGCAAGAUUCAGACGAGGAAGAAAAGUCAAUGUCUUCAGAUGGGCAAGUAGCUACACAAAUGGUGCUAGAACAGGAAGAGAGGGCAUUGUCACCAGAGGAGCUUGUGGCUAAACAAAUUGCGCAAGAGCUACAGGCCAGAGCUCGACAUCUUGAGAGUCUCAACAAUCCCAGUGGAUCGAGUCUUGAUACCAGUACGACGCAACCAGGAGGGGCUCCAGAAGAACCGCAGAAAAAGGAAGUUGCUCAAAAUGAUGAUAGUGUGCAGCCCAUGUGUCAAGAUGAAAAGAAUGGUGCACAUUCGACGACAUCAUCGAGCGGUGAGACUUCUGAGAGCAAGGAAAACGCUCCUCCCAUGGCUAAAGCUCUGCCAGUGGCUUCCAGUCAAGAAGAUCAUCAUGUCGUCUUGUUUUGCAAGGCCGUUCUGAAUGGACGUGUUCGGGCCAAUGCUGAUUGGGUGGCCGAAAGUAUGGUUGCCUUGGCCUUUUACAAGUGUGCCAACACAAAAGCCAAGGAAAGUUUUGCCAAUGCGAGAAGCAACACAUUCAAUCAGUCUUUGGUGGAAUUUGGCCGCCGAAACCUCAAAGGAGAUGGGCGCAUGGUCAAAUGUGGUUUAGAAAAGCCACCGAAGGACUUGUCGAAUGAAAGGUUUGUUCGUCUGCAACAGGCUGGGCUGAUGUUGGCUCUUCACGGGGGUCGAAAGAAGCCAAAUACAAUAUCCACAUCCGUUGUAGAAAUUUCCACACGGGAAGCAACACAACAACCGCAAGCUGGGCUCAAGGACGAAAAGCGGAGUAACUCAACAGAAUCGCGCCUCCAACCACAGCAGACUGCUUUGCCACAACCGACAUCAGUUGCCACUGACAAUCGCCAGCAAUUUCCAUCCGCCUCCAACCCCUCACCAAAGUCCGCAGGAAGCCCUGCUCAUGGAGCUAGUAAAGACAUGUUGGACACCACGUCGGGGGAAACAACUCCCAAGAAGAGGCCAUCCUUGGAAGGAGUAGACAGUGCGCUGCAGGUUUUCCUUGAAUCUACUUGGUCCACUGAAGGCACCUGGGAGGCACAGGGAGAAUUGGCUUUGCGGUUCUACAGAAAUCUUGGCAAAAGAGACAAGAAAUCGCUUUUGAUCGCCAGAAAGAAAGCCACAGAACUGAAAUUGAUUGAGUGGGGUAGGAGGAAUCUCCGUGAACUGGGAGAACCUGUUGUACCUACCUAUCUAUCGAAAGAGGCUGCAAAGAAGCAGGGCUUGUCGCUGGAUACAUACUUGCGGCUAUCUGCUUUGGGUCUGGAAUUCAUUGAGGGCAAUGGGUUUCUUGCAAGUGAAGAGCAGCAGUGGAGGCAAGGUGGUGCUCUUAAUCCUUCCGGAGAGCAAUCCCCCGAGAGUAUUGGCUCUUUCACCAGUCUCGAUAGUCGCCAACCUCCAGCAGUGUUGCAACAACCAAUGUCAGUUGCGCAACAAUCUUGCCCGGCUUUCGACACUUCAUCAGGGCCUACGUUGAAACUGGACUCAAGCACAAAUAAUGUCACGGACAAUGGCAAGACACCACCCAAGAAGAGGCCAUCUUUGCAAGGAGCCGACGGAGCAUUGCAAAUGUUCCUGGAGUCUACUUGGUCAGGAGACACUGGAGGUGCUUGGGUUGCACAGACGACGCUGGUUGAGCGCUUCUCCCGCAGAAACGGUGGCAAGGACACCAAAGCCAUGUUCUUAGGAAAGAAGCAAGCCACUGCUAAGAAAUUGGUGGAGUGGGGCCGGAGGAAUCUUCGUGCAGCAGGUCAGCCCAUUGUACCAUGCAGCUACCUCAAACCAGAUGAAGCCCAAAGGAAGGGAUUGUCAUUGGAGACAUACAUUCGAUUGUGUCCCUCAGGUCGGAGAUUCAUUGAAGCCAAUGGUUUCCCAGGUUCUGAAGAGGCUCAAGAGCUGCAGCAUAGCGUGAACAACAGCAGUCCGAACCUUGGUAGUGGAGGACCAGAACGACGAGGCAGCCAAAGCAAGGGGGUGCAGGUACUAGUGCCUUCUGAAGAGGACAUGAAGUUGUUUCUGCAGUGCAUUUCCAAGGGCUGCCAGAAAGGCCUUCGGGCCAAUCUCGAGAGUGCGGUUUCAACCUUCCUUCGGGCCGUGGAGGACAGAGAAGACAGUGGAGCCUUGUUGUUGGGUGUUCUCAAAACCUCUGCCACCAAGGACCUCGUUGAUUGGGGCCCAGAGAGAAACAUGAUUAUGUCAGAGCCGAAUCGAUACCGAACGCUACCACCUGGAUAUUGCAUCCGCUUGACGUCGGAAGGAUUGACGAUGCAAAACCGCAGCAGUUCCGCAGACGGCAGCAGCAACGAUGAAACCGUCCAGCAGCAUGGCUCGAGGCGUAAUAGUUUCGACGCCACCUCACCCGGUGGUGACAACCAUCGUCCAGAACGCCGAGGUUCCAUCACGGAGGCUCAUCCGAGGUUUACCCCACCGAAUGAACUCUACGCGUCCACCCUGGACCGAAACAGUGCUGCUGCACAGGCGAGUGCCACUUUGCCAACGCUGAAGUCUCUGGACGAGCCGUCGGGAGGACGAGGGUUCGGGACGACCGCGAACGACUCUGGAGUGGAUCAUACGUUGCCCAACACGGAAAAUGGUCGGUUUUGGUUUGUCACGGGACGAAACUUUUGCGAACAGCAGGAUGGGUGCACCUGUCCCAAGCAACACUUGUUUGUACCUCCUGCGACAGCAAAGCCCGGUAGUAGCAUUCCGUCGAUUCCCUCUGCCGAGAUUUCCUGGCAAGAAGUUGCCAACUAUGGUGGCGCGCUGAACGAAGCCACUAGCAUGUUCACAGCAGCCUACUACAACAAAGACCGAAAACUCUACUUUGUGUCUUGUGGAGGCGCUUCAGGCCGCAAGAACAGCCAAUGCGUGUACUGGUACCCCAGCAAGGCGUUGGCCAAACGAGCUCUGGAGAGUGCCAUUGCAGUAGCUGAGGCAACUUUGCCGCCAGUGAUCAUAAAAGUGGAUUAGUUUGAUAGGCGUAACGUUCAGCGGUAGACUACCAUAAAUUUGGGGGAUCUGGUUGAUCUGAAUAACUUGUAUGGGUAGGUGGGUGAUGAACACUUCCAACUAACUUGACCUCCGUGGUUGCCCCAAAGUUCAAGAUCCAAUUGCAACUACCAGCUACCAGCUAGCUAUCCAAUUUCGGUGCCCCAAAGACCUAAGGUUAGGUACUCCGAAUAAUGGUUUGGUAAAAGCCAAUCACCCACAGCAUCUUGCUUCAAAUGACAGUUCUGCACUUGUUGUAACCCCUGAUCCAAUGGAUCCCUUUCCCAAGUAUUGCCUCCCAUCCUCUUAAGGCCUGGCCGACUGCUGAAGUAGCCAGCUGGUAGUCUACCAAAGUCAGGAGUUGUUGCUUUGUUGCUUUCGAGAUUGGGACUGCCCAUUUAAUUAUUUUGUGAGCUCCAACAACCCAUUGUCAAAGCAUCGCAAAAGAACACUCUUUGGUUGUCCACUAUGUCACGAUUUCGAAGAUUCAUUAAACCACCAGAUCUCCACGAUGCAUUCUUUCAUGUGUAUGGCUACUCCGUUGUACUUUCUCUUGGAUAGUCGAUGCUGAGCUGGAGUGAACCUGUGAAAUCAGGUGCCCUCAAAGAGAUAACAGCAAGGCAUUGAUCGUGCCGAGUUUU